UAUCCACCCUACACGUAUCCCUCUUCUUAUGAUUAAAACAACUAUUACCAAUCAAUUAAAGGAAAAAAAAAUGAAAUAUCACUAGUCUCACUCUUAAGCUUCAGGGUCUCACCAAUGCCAUCUUACUUGGAAGUAUUCACUACAUUAUUCACAAUUUGCUUCUAUAAAAUUCCCAUUUUUUAGUAGUUUUUUUGCAUCAAAAUCCGAUUUUUUUAUAGUUUUUCUCUGGUGGGUCUUUAUUUUUAUUAAGAAAGUUGAGAUUUUUAUACAAUUUUAACCAUAAUUUUGUGGAAAAUUUUGUGGGUAUUUUGGUAAAUGAUCAAUAUUACAGAGAUAAAUUAUUGCUUUUAUACAAAAUCAAAUCUUUUAAACUUUUUCAAGAAUUAUAUCUAUUUUUUUUUGUGGGUCACUAUUUUUAUAAAGAAAGUUGAGAUUUUUAUUCAAUUUUAACCAUAAUUUUGUGGGAAAUUUGUGGGUAUUUUGGAUGAUUGAACAAUAAAUUACAGAGAAUUUGAAGGAAUUAAAAAAAAGAAUGAGUAAUUCAAUAGGACAGAAUGUGAAUUUGUUGUUAGAGCAGCAUCAAAGCAAGGUAAAUUCUGGGAUUCCAAUAUUCAGAGCACAAGCAACAUCAAAGUUAAGGAAUUCAGCUACAUUUACUAAGAAAUUUUAUGGGAAAAAAUUGAGAUCUUCCUCAAAUACCCAGAAAUUAAUGGAUUCUCAUCGGUUUUCUUAUGUUGCUCGUGCUGUUUUAGCCGCUGAUCCUGCUUCUCAGCAAGCAGGGCGAUACAAUCUUGAUGGAGAUAUUGAACUACAGGUUGAAGUUACUCCCAUGUCGUCUGACUGUGUCUCUAAAGUGGAGAUACGGGUCACAAAUAGUUACGAUGACAAUUUAGUACUUCAUUGGGGUGGAAUAAGUGACAACAAAGAGAAAUGGAUGCUUCCUUCACGUAGACCUGAAGGUACCAAAGUGCACAAGGAUAGAGCGCUUAGAACCCCAUUUCAAAAGUCAGGUUCUGGUUCAUCCUUGAAAAUAGAGAUUGAUGAUCCUGCAAUGCAAGCUAUUGAAUUUCUUAUUUUUAACGAAGCCCGUAAUAUAUGGUUUAAGAAUAAUGGCCAAAACUUUCAUGUGAAUUUGCCCGGUAAAGUAGAGCAUUCUCAACAAGUAUCGGUUCCUGAGGAUCUUGUUCAAAUUCAAGCAUAUCUCAGAUGGGAAAGAAAGGGUAAACAAAUGUAUACUCCUGAGCAGGAAAAGGCAAAAUAUGAAGCUGCGCGUGCUGAAUUAUUGGAAGAGGUAGCCAAAGGCGCAUCUAUACAAGAGAUUCAAGCUAGGUUGAAAAAAGGAAGUAAUGCCAGUGAAGUCAAGGAAAAAACUCCUUCAAAAUCUGAAAGCAAGAUCCCGGAUGACCUUAUUCAAAUUCAAGCUUACAUGAGAUGGGAGAAAGCCGGGAAACCAAACUACUCUCCGGAAAAACAAAGUAAGGAAUUUGAGGAAGCAAGAAAAGAGUUGCAGAUGGAACUAUCUAAGGGAACCUCAUUGGAUGACAUCCGAAAGAAGAUUGCGAAAGGAGAAAUAAAAACUAAGGUUGCAAAGCAGCUAGAGAAAAAAAAUUACUUUACAGUUGAUCGGAUUCAGCGUAAGAAGAGGGAUCCGAUACAAAUAAUUAAUAAAGUUGUCUCGGAACCAGUUGUAAAAGUACUCACAAAACCGAAAUCCUUAUCUGCAAUUGAGCUUUUUGCUGAGGCGAAAGAAUCUCAAGAUGAUGGCUUUGGGGUGAAGAAAAAAUUAUUCGGUCUUGCCGACAAGCAACUUAUGGUACUUGUAACUAAGCUUGCUGAUAAGACGAAGAUUUGUCUAGCUACAGAUUUCAAGGAGCCUCUUAUUCUUCACUGGGCUUUAUCGAAAAAUGGAAACGAGUGGUUGCCACCACCUCAAAAUGCCCUUCCACCAGGCUCAGUUCUAAAAGAAAAGGCUGCAGAAACAGAAUUUUGCGGUGUCUCGUCUGAUGAUCCUCUACAUAAGUUAGGUGUUCAGACAUUGGAGAUCGAGGUUGAAGGCAAUGAUUUUGUAGGUAUGCCUUUUGUCCUUGUGUCUUCUGGAAAUUGGAUAAAGGACAACGGCUCGGAUUUCUACAUGGACAUCAGUGUCAGACCCUAUCAGAUGGAUGCUAGUGAUGGAAGUGGGACUGCAAAGUCACUAUUGGAAAAGAUAGCUUCACUAGAGAGUGAAGCACAAAAAUCGUUCAUGCACAGGUUCAACAUUGCAGCAGAUUUGCUUGAAGAAGCAGUCAAUAACGGUGAGUCGGGUCUUGCUGGGAUUUUAGUGUGGAUGAGAUUUAUGGCCACUAGGCAGCUAAUAUGGAACAAAAACUACAAUGUGAAGCCACGUGAGAUAAGUAAAGCUCAAGAUAGACUUACAGAUUCUCUCCAGGAUAUAUUCACAAGCCGGCCUCAGUAUCGGGAACUUAUCAGAAUGAUAAUGUCAACUGUUGGUCGUGGAGGCGAAGGAGAUGUUGGACAGAGAAUUAGAGAUGAAAUUUUGGUCAUUCAGAGAAACAAUGAUUGCAAGGGUGGAAUGAUGGAGGAAUGGCACCAAAAACUGCAUAAUAAUACAAGUCCCGAUGACGUUGUCAUAUGUCAGGCAUUAAUUGAUUACAUCAAAAGCGACUUCGAUAUCGGUGUUUACUGGAAAACAUUAAAUGAGAAUGGGAUUACUAAAGAGCGCCUCUUGAGUUAUGAUCGUGCUAUCCAUUCUGAACCGAACUUUAGAAGUGACCAGAAGGAGGGGCUUCUACGCGAUCUUGGACAUUAUAUGAGAACACUGAAGGCAGUUCAUUCAGGCGCAGAUCUGGAAGCUGCUAUUUCGAAUUGCAUGGGAUACAAAGCCGAGGGUCAAGGCUUCAUGGUUGGGGUGAAUAUAGAUCCUGUUCCUGGUUUGCCUGCAGGAUUUCCGGACUUGCUUCAAUUUGUCUUGGAACACGUGGAGGAUAAAAAUGUGCUCCCACUGCUCGAGGGAUUACUAGAGACACGGCAGGAACUCCGACCAUUGCUUUUUAAGUCUCAAAAUCGGCUCAAAGAUCUUGUAUUUUUAGAUAUUGCUCUCGAUUCUUGUGUGAGGACAGCCAUUGAAAGAGGUUAUGAGGAGCUGAAUAAAGCCGGACCUGAGGAAAUUAUGUACUUCAUAUCGAUGGUUGUUGAAAAUCUUGCUCUGUCAUCUGAUGAUAAUGAAGAUCUAGUCUACUGCUUGAAGGGAUGGAAUCGAGCGAUGGAUAUGUUAAAGGGUAAAGACGGAGAUUGGGCGUUGUAUGCAAAAUCAGUCCUCGACAGGACUCGUUUAUCACUUGCGAGGAAAGCCGAGUUGUACCAACAAAUUUUGCAGCCAUCUGCGGAUUACCUGGGUUCACUUCUUGGCGUAGAUCAGUGGGCUGUCAAUAUCUUUACGGAAGAGAUUAUUCGUGCUGGAUCAGCUGCCUCUCUAUCUGCUCUUCUUAAUAGACUGGAUCCCAUUCUUCGGAACACUGCUAAUCUGGGAAGUUGGCAGAUUAUCAGUCCUGUUGAAGCUGUUGGAUAUGUUGUGGUUGUGAACGAAUUGCUGUCUGUUCAAAAUAAAUCCUACGCACAACCCACUAUUCUGGUUGCGAAUCACGUAAAAGGAGAGGAAGAAAUUCCUGAUGGCACCAUCGCUGUGCUGACUCCAGAUAUGCCGGAUGUCUUAUCUCAUGUUUCUGUGCGAGCAAGAAACUGCAAGGUUUGUUUUGCCACGUGCUUUGAUAGCAAAAUUCUCUCUGACCUCCAGUCAGCCGAAGGAAAGCUAUUACGUCUUCAUCCAACAUCAAAUGAUAUACUCUACAGUGAGGUGAACGAAAGCGAGCUAAAAGGGGCUAGCUCAAGUGAAAGUGAUAAUAUGUUGCCCUCGGUGAGCUUGGUUAAGAAGAAAUUCGGUGGUAAAUACGCCAUAGCGUCUGAGGAGUUCACUAGUGAAAUGGUUGGAGCAAAGUCGCGUAAUAUCUCAUAUCUAAGAGGAAGAGUUCCGUCAUGGGUUGGAGUCCCCACAUCUGUGGCUCUACCUUUCGGAACUUUUGAGGAAGUCCUCUCAUAUAGCCCCAAUAAGGAAGUUAAAGAUAAGCUUGAUGUAUUAAAGAAGGAAUUAGAUGGCGGAGACUUUGGAGCUCUUGCAAAAAUACGUAGUACAGUUUUAGGUCUUGUCGAACCACCUCAACUAGUUGAAGAGCUAAAGAAGAAGAUGAAGAGCUCUGGAAUGCCGUGGCCUGGUGAUGAAGGUGAGCAACGUUGGCAACAAGCAUGGACAGCAAUAAAAAAGGUUUGGGCUUCAAAGUGGAACGAAAGAGCAUACUUCAGUACGAAAAAAGUUGGGCUAGAUCAUGAAUAUCUCUGCAUGGCUGUCUUGGUUCAGGAAAUUGUAAAUGCAGAUUAUGCUUUUGUUAUACACACAACUAAUCCGUCUUCUGGGGAUUCAUCAGAAAUAUAUGCCGAGGUUGUGAAUGGCCUUGGAGAGACUUUGGUUGGGGCCUACCCGGGUCGUGCUCUAAGUUUCAUCAGCAAGAAAAGCGAUCUCGACUCGCCGAAGAUUCUGGGAUACCCAAGUAAACCUAUUGGCCUCUUUAUAAAACGGUCUAUCAUCUUCCGAUCUGAUUCAAACGGUGAAGAUCUUGAAGGUUAUGCUGGUGCCGGACUCUAUGACAGUGUGCCAAUGGAUGAAGAAGAAAAAGUUGUGCUAGACUAUUCAGUUGAUCCAUUGAUCAACGACAGCAAGUUCCGUCAAUCAAUACUCACAAACAUUGCACGUGCUGGGAGUGCGAUCGAGGAAUUGUAUGGGUCUCCUCAAGAUAUUGAAGGUGUGGUUAAAGAAGGGAAGAUAUACGUUGUACAAACACGACCACAAAUGUAAUCAUUUUCUUGGCGCAUCUCCAAGAAACCGUCGUCUAGGCAAGUCGUAUCCCUCUUCCACGAAAGAUUGUUGGGAAUGCAGGGUGUUGGAGAACCGAGCCACAGAAGUUGCAAAAUGAUAAGCAGUUUAUGAGAGAAAGACCGAAUAGGACAUAGAAGACGGAAAACAGGUUAAACCAUCAAGUCUUACACUUUUACUAUAUAUGAUCAGAAAGUAUUUAUGAUUUUUCUGAUUAUGAACAAGAUUAAAUGGCUGUUUAAGUUGUAAUGAGAAGAACAGGAAUUAGUACAUAAUAAGCUGAUCAUGCAAACUUAUAAAAAAAUUACUUGUAUAUCUAUAUAAACUUGCUAUUAUGGCAUUUGCUAUUUAGCCA
Messenger RNA from Amaranthus tricolor (Joseph's coat), 5279 nucleotides. RefSeq names its product alpha-glucan water dikinase, chloroplastic-like. Lineage: Eukaryota; Viridiplantae; Streptophyta; Magnoliopsida; Caryophyllales; Amaranthaceae. The record is from RefSeq and is a predicted model, not a curated record. Gene Ontology annotation, biological process: phosphorylation. The coding region runs from base 533 to 4906 and encodes 1457 amino acids. Gene Ontology annotation, molecular function: ATP binding; kinase activity. The transcript has 32 exons.